AUGUUUCGUCUUGGCUCGGGUUCUCUCCAGCUGGUCGUAUCGUCGGCUGUUGCUGAGCAGCAAAGGGGAUUUGCUACGUUGAAGGAUAUCUCCCUUCGACUAAAGUCCAUUAAAAAUAUCCAGAAAAUUACCAAGUCAAUGAAGAUGGUAGCCGCCUCCAAGUAUGCCAAAGCAGAACGUGACCUGAAGGGUGCCCGCGCAUACGGUGUUGGUGCGAAGACCUUUUUCGAUAACGUUGACAGUCAAGAAGAAGGCGAGAAGAAAGAGGAGAAACAACGGCAACUGCUAGUACUGGUUACAUCCGAUAGAGGACUUUGCGGUGGAGUUCACAAUAAUAUCGCUAAGGAGGCCAAAUUGAUGCUGGCCGACGCCGACAAGGACAAGGAUAUUCGAAUCGUAUGUAUUGGUGACAAGGCUAGAAAUGCUCUUCAACGCAUUCACAGCAAGAAAUUCCUUCUUACUGGAAAUGACAUUGGUCGUGCUCCGCCAUCAUUUGGUGAUGCUUCUAUCGCGGCAAAAGCAAUCCUUGACUCCUGGCUUCGACUUUGA
Molecule: messenger RNA, 549 nt
Organism: Cooperia oncophora
Lineage: Eukaryota; Metazoa; Nematoda; Chromadorea; Rhabditida; Trichostrongylidae
Source: the annotation of a GenBank genome assembly